AAACACAGAUUUGCAGCAAGGUGCAGGUAUUCUCUGACGCCUGAUUGGACAAACAAGGCCAAUCAGCUCUGAGGGGAAGGGAGGCCUCGCGCAGAAAGCAGCGAAGGGGGAGUUUGCGACGCGGCCUGAGCGCGAGACGGGGAUUAAGGCGGGAGAAGGAAGCCGGGUCUCGCGCCCCCUCCCCCUCCCCUCCCCUCGGUGACAAAAGCUGCUGAUCAUGAGGAAGAAAGCUGAAGCGUGGUGGAGAUUCUUGGAUUUCUGACUCUGAAUUGCACAUUGUACGCAGCAUCCCGCGCUCAUGGAGAGAUGCAUGUUCCGUAAAUAAAUGCUUCGCUCUUCCCGGUGCUACAUCUGUUGCUGAGGGGCUUUGAAACAAGAGAUGGCUUUGUUCUGAGAUCUCUUGCUUAUAUGUAGAAGAGCAAUCUACAACAGAGGAAAGCUGAAUUCGAGAGAAGAUUUGGAAAUAAUGGAGGACUUCACUACCAGGACCUAUGGGACCAGAGGCCUGGACAAUAGGCCUCUCUUUGGAGAAACGUCACCAAGGGAUAGAAUAAUCAAUUUAGCUGUUGGCAGUGUAACAUCCUUGCUGCUCACAGUCACUCUAAUCAGUGCUUUUGUGUUUCCACAACUACCUCCAAAACCAGUGAAUAUAUUUUUUGCUUUCUGCAUCUCCUUGUGUAGUGUAUCGGCGGGCAUUCUUAUCUACUGGUAUCGACAAGGAGACCUGGAGCCUAAAUUUAGGAAUCUAAUUUACUACAGCUUGUUCUCUAUUGUUAUGUUAUGUAUAUGUGCCAAUCUCUACUUCCAUGAAGUAGGGAAAUGACUGAUCCAGUAUGGACUAGAAUGCGCCAAGGUGGUUCUGGGCACUGUGGUGAAAAACGCUCUCAGGAUGGAUAACUGAUCCCAAGUCAAGAAGGCUUCAUCAGCGCAAGUGUGGAACGGGUACUUGAGUCUUGAUGCCGAUGUAUACUUUCACAGCCCAUGGUUGUGGUGGGGUGAACUAUUGCCAUAUGACAUGCCAUCUCUGCUUUGGUGGGGCGGGGGAAAAGAACUCCUAGUGCACUUAAUGAACAUUCCAAAUGUACACUUGUUUUUUCAGAACGGCAUGAGCUUUCUCCUUUUUGGGAAAAAAUGCAUUUUUAUUACACUGUACAAAAACUGCAGCACUGCAAAUGUCUGUACUACAGUAUAAAUAAAAAGGCAUCCUACUGCUACAGAAGACAAA
Anolis sagrei ordinatus is the source of this 1225-nucleotide messenger RNA. It is a transcript of the gene TMEM243, whose product is annotated as transmembrane protein 243. Lineage: Eukaryota; Metazoa; Chordata; Lepidosauria; Squamata; Anolidae. The record is from RefSeq and is a predicted model, not a curated record.